Molecule: messenger RNA, 1397 nt
Organism: Odobenus rosmarus divergens (Pacific walrus)
Lineage: Eukaryota; Metazoa; Chordata; Mammalia; Carnivora; Odobenidae
Gene: LTB4R2
Product: leukotriene B4 receptor 2
Exons: 1
Coding region: 19-1095 (358 amino acids)
Biological process (GO): inflammatory response; neuropeptide signaling pathway
Cellular component (GO): membrane
Molecular function (GO): leukotriene B4 receptor activity; G protein-coupled peptide receptor activity
Source: RefSeq, a predicted model, not a curated record
CCCGGUAGGCGCAGAAGAAUGUUGGCCUGCUACCGGCCCCCGGGGAACGAGACGCUGCUGAGCUGGAAGGCCUCGCGGGUCACGGGCACGGCCUUCCUACUGCUGGCGGCGCUGCUGGGGCUGCCCGGCAAUGGCUUCGUCGUGUGGAGCUUGGCGGGCUGGCGGCCCGCACGGGGGCGACCGCUGGCGGCCACGCUCGUGCUGCACCUGGCGCUGGCCGACGGCGCGGUGCUGCUGCUCACGCCUCUCUUCGUGGCCUUCCUGGCGGGGCAGGCGUGGCCGCUAGGCCAGACGGGCUGCAAGGCCGUGUACUACGCGUGUGCGCUCAGCAUGUACGCCAGUGUCCUGCUCACCAGCCUGCUCAGCCUGCAGCGCUGCCUGGCCGUCACCCGGCCGUUCCUGGCGCCCCGGCUGCGCAGUCCGGCCCUGGCCCGCCGCCUGCUGCUGGCCGUCUGGCUGGCCGCGCUGCUGCUCGCCGUCCCGGCCGCCGUCUACCGCCACGUGUGGGGAGACCGCGUGUGCCAGCUGUGCCACCCGUCGCCGGCCCACACCGCCGCCCACCUGAGCCUGGAGACGUUGACGGCCUUCGUGCUCCCCUUCGGGCUGGUGCUCGGCUGCUACGGCCUGACGCUGGCGCGGCUGCGGGGCGCCCGCUGGGGCGCCGGGCGGCACGGGACGCGGGUGGGCCGGCUGGUGAGCGCCAUCGUGCUCGCCUUCGGCUUGCUCUGGGCCCCCUACCACGCGGUCAACAUUCUGCAGGUGGCGGCCGCGCUGGCUCCGCCCGGAGGGGCCCUGGCGAGGCUGGGCGGGGCGGGCCAGGCGGCGCGGGCUGGAACUACCGCUUUGGCCUUCUUCAGCUCCAGCGUCAACCCGGUGCUCUACGUCUUCACCGCCGGGGAUCUGCUGCCCCGGGCAGGCCCCCGCUUCCUCACGCGGCUCUUUGAGGGCUCAGGAGAGGCCCGAGGGGGCGGCCGCUCUAGGGAGGGGACCAUGGAGCUCCGAGCUACCCCUAGGCUUAAAGUGGUGGCGCAGGGCCGGGGCGAUGGAGACCCCGGGGGCGGGGUGAAGAAGGACAGUCAGGGAUGGGAACCUUGACACCAAACCCUACAACCGGGCCUGCCUCUUCCCUGACCCCUUCCAUCGUCCCUCCCCCAGAACUCAGGGAACCACUCUGGAGCGUUUGGGGACCCUUCUCUGGCCACAGUUUGGAUCUUUCUGGGCAGAAUUAUUAUACCCCUGGGGCAGGCCCAGGUACCUCCAAACAGAGGGACUGCAAAUGGUGAUGGUACUGUGUGCUUGCAGGUUGGCAUGUGCCUCUGUGCCAGAGAUGCUGACUUGCUGCCAAGAGCUACUGUGAAAUACACUGGGGGGGGGGCGGCAUUACAUGAUGGUAUAAG